GCUAUGUUGUUAUUCCAGCACGAGCCUUUUAACAGCUAUAAAACAUAGGCUGAAUUAAAUAUCUCGAAAUAGCUAAACUAAUCUAAUACAUUUCUCUUGCUAAAUAGAGUUUCGAAAAACUCUGGUAUCUGCUCACAUAGUUUUAACUAGCUCGCUGGCAAACUUGAACCGAAAACUCUGUUACAACCACAUUCUGCAAUUGUUAGCUAGUAAACUACAAUAAAUUAGAGCUCCACAUAGCUUGCUAACUCGCUCAACUCGACCAUGUGCCAAGUUGAUGAGGAAUACAACGGACAGCUAGAUCACAGAGUGACCCCACGUGUCUCCAAGAAGUGUGUCAAAUGCAAAGAAAAUACAACUGUAUUGAUCAUCCGAGCUGGAUAUGCAUUUUGCAGGGGCUGCUUCAAGGAGUACUUCAUACACAAGUUCCGGGCCAUGCUGGGAAAGAACCGGGUCAUUUUCCCAGGAGAGAAGGUUCUUCUUGCGGUGUCUGGAGGGCCAGCCUCUAGCUCAAUGCUGUCACAGGUUCAAGAGGGUUUGAGUCGAGACGCACCCAAGAAGUUGAGAUUUGUCCCCGGAAUUAUCUACAUAGAUGAGGGCGGUGCCAGUGGUCAAAGCAUGGAAGAGCGGAAGAGGGCAGUGGCUCAACUGGAGUCAGUUUUCAGAGCCACUAAUUACCAUUACCACAUAGUCCACCUGGAGCAGGUACUCAGUCUCCCCAGCUCCGUGCUAGAGGCAGGGUCCUCGGCAACGGGAAAACCUCAGACUGGGUUGAGUUAUAAAGUUGCUGUGGACCACUUCAUCCCGACCAGGAAGAACCAGAACCAGCACCCAGACCUCUCUCUGGAGAAUGCCCAGAGUCACCUGUCCAAUCUGAGCCUGCAGGAGGUCCAGAAUGGAGUAACCAGCCCCAUCACCCCUGAACACACCCAAGCCCUUCAGAGACUGUUUUCCUCUGUGAGGACUCCGACAGCCAAAGAGGAUUUGCUACAUACACUGAGGCAGCACCUGAUUCUCCACACAGCGAGGACGCAGGGCUACACCAAGGUGAUGAUGGGGGACAGCUGCUCCCGCCUGGCCAUCAAACUGCUCAGCAACAUCUCUCUGGGGCGAGGUGCAUCGCUGGCAACGGACACGGGCUUCUCAGAUCCUCGCCACGGAGACGUGGUCAUUGUCAGACCCAUGAGGGACUACUCCUCUAAAGAAAUAGCCUAUUACAACAGAAUGUUUGACAUCCCCUCGGUCUUCAUCCCUGGCCUGGACUCUAAGGCACAAGACAAGGCCAGCAUUCAGCACUUGACAGAGAGCUUUGUCACCAAACUCCAGAUGGACUUCCCCUCUACUGUCAGCACAAUCUACAGGACCAGUGAGAAGCUCCACACAGCAUGUCCCCCUCAGAACACCAACACACAACUCUCUGCUAAGUGCCUACUGUGUGUCUGUGCCUUGGACACUAAACUAGAGGAGUUCUCUGCCUACCAGGCCACACUGAUCUCAGAGCAGCUGUCUCAGAGGCGGGGCCCAGGCCCUGAGUUCACCCCUGGUACAGCAGCAGCUCCAGGGUCGCCUCCAGCCUCCUCAGUAAGCCAGGGACACUCCUCUGGAGGGGGCCAGAGUCAGGGCUGUGAGACUGGAGAGGGGGGCUGCUGCUCCUCUGCUAAGGAGCCAGAGACAGUGGAUCUUAAAAGCCUGUUGUGUUACAGUUGUAGACUGACCAUCAAAGACAUGACUGCAUUAGAUGCCCUUCCCCAGUACAUACUGUCAGAGGCUGAGAGGAGAAGGUCUCAGAUGAGGGAGGAGAUCAGUGAGUUCCUGCUAGAUGAGGCAGAGGAUGAAGCCAUCCCGAGGGUCAAUGGGUCAUAGUGACUGGACACUGUCUAUCGGCACUGUGGCUGUUUGUCACAGUAUAAACUAAUACCAAUUGCUUUUCUUAUUUAUUUUCAGUCAGUUUAUUCAUUAUUUGUCUAUAAGACAACUAUAGACAGUUUAAAUCAAUCUUAACUGCACCCAAAAUG
Oncorhynchus masou masou (cherry salmon) is the source of this 2015-nucleotide messenger RNA. RefSeq names its product cytoplasmic tRNA 2-thiolation protein 2-like. Gene Ontology annotation, biological process: tRNA wobble position uridine thiolation. The coding region runs from base 265 to 1863 and encodes 532 amino acids. The record is from RefSeq and is a predicted model, not a curated record. The transcript is spliced from 15 exons. Lineage: Eukaryota; Metazoa; Chordata; Actinopteri; Salmoniformes; Salmonidae. Gene Ontology annotation, molecular function: tRNA binding; sulfurtransferase activity. Gene Ontology annotation, cellular component: cytosol.